Molecule: messenger RNA, 1825 nt
Organism: Candoia aspera
Lineage: Eukaryota; Metazoa; Chordata; Lepidosauria; Squamata; Candoiidae
Gene: PLPP2
Product: phospholipid phosphatase 2
Exons: 6
Coding region: 86-940 (284 amino acids)
Biological process (GO): phospholipid dephosphorylation; phospholipid metabolic process; signal transduction
Cellular component (GO): plasma membrane
Molecular function (GO): phosphatidate phosphatase activity
Source: RefSeq, a predicted model, not a curated record
GCUGCGGCGGCGCCGGGGCUCGUCCUUCGCCCGGCGGGUUGCGCGAUGUGAGCCUCUGGCGCGCAGAACCUGCGGGCGCGGCGCGAUGGAGCGCACCAAGCUGUUCGUGGCGCUGGAUGUCCUGUGCCUGGUGCUGGCCUCGCUUCCGUUCGCCAUCCUGACCCUGGUGAAUUCUCCCUACAGACGGGGUUUCUACUGUGACGACACUUCCAUCCGCUAUCCGUACAAGCCGGACACCAUUACGCACGGGGUGAUGGCCGGCGUGACCAUUCCCUGCACCGUUCUCAUAAUUUCAGCCGGCGAGGCGUACCUGGUCUACAAAGAGCGGCUGUAUUCUCGCUCCCAGUUUAACAAUUAUCUGGCUGCCCUGUAUAAAGUUGUUGGGACGUUCCUGUUUGGCAGUGCCGUCAGCCAGUCGCUGACCGACUUGGCGAAGUACAUGAUCGGGCGUCUGCGGCCCAAUUUCCUGGCGGUCUGUCAGCCUGACUGGACAAAAGUGAAUUGCUCGGUUUACGUCCAGGUGGAAGACGUGUGCCAGGGCAACGCCAGAGACAUCACAGAAUCCAGAUUAUCAUUCUAUUCUGGACAUUCUUCGUUUGGGAUGUACUGCAUGAUGUUUUUAGCGCUUUACGUUCAGGCCCGCCUGGUUGGCAGAUGCGCCCGGCUGCUGCGCCCGACUAUCCAGUUCUUUCUCCUCUCCUUCGCCAUCUACGUGGGCUACAGCCGGGUGUCGGACUACAAACACCACUGGAGCGAUGUGUUGGUCGGCCUCCUGCAGGGAGCACUGAUUGCUGUCCUUACUGUCCGCUACAUCUCCGACUUCUUCAAACAGAGGCCCGUGACGCCGUGUGCCGAAACAGACCUGGGGCGCAAGCCCAGCAUCCCCCUGCCGCUGAGCGAGUCCGAAUGCAACCACUGCAACUACCGGGUGUCCGUGUGAGCGGGGCGAUUAUGAGUGGAUUUGAUUUGAGUGGUGAGCACAUCCCUGCCUUUAAUGGGGAAGCGCUUCCUCUCCGCGAGCAUUUCUACCUUCCAUUGGGACUUGUCCAAUGAAGAGGAGGAACAGCGGGACGUUUUUUCCUUUCGUUCUUCUUUUUCGGUUGUUUUUAAGUGGUUGUUUUGUACCAUGCCCGAUGCUACUGCACAAUGCCUUUGUCACUUGAGAAUGCCUGCCUCACCGACCCAUAAGCCAAGGACUGGGACAGAAUCCAAACAUUUUCACACUUGAGGUCUGUUGCUAAGCACCUUCUGGACAAACACUUUCCGUGCGGGGUAAAUAGCACAUGUGUUUAUGUUCAGCUUGACAGCCAGCUUUUUAUCUGGACUUCGCCCUCGUGCCUUUAACACCAGCUUGCUUUGCAAAUGUUAGUGGGUAUCUGAUCGUUCUCGCUCCCCAGAAGCGAGGAAGGAUUCACGAGCGCUUCUGCCCAUCAUGCGGACAAGCAAAGAUCCAAAAGUAGGUAGGGUGUUUUUAACACCCUUUUUGUUGCUUUAAUUUCCCUCGUAUGUGGGUACGAUUCUUAGGUGCCAGAUGGGAACCAUUGGGGGCUCGUGCCAGAAUGCAGACAGACCCCCUGAAAUGAGGUUCCGUGCAGAACGUUUGCUCCUUAGAAAGCAAAUUGCGACCCGGUCAAUAUCUUAAAACUGAGCCCACGAUGGGAUACCAGAAGUCCCAGGACUGGGCGUGAACGAUGAUUUUUGAACUGCUAAACUGGGGGUACUCCCUCUCUGAUGCCAAGCAAAGUUUUUGUACUUUGGAUUUUUGUUUUUCCAGUUGGUAAAAUUGAGAAAAAAUUAAUAAAACUGAAAUGGACUUUUUAAGUAA